GUGACCUCAGCAGUGAUCAAGCAGAGAUUGGCAGAGUCAGAGAUGACAGAGGAGAAGAUUAGCGCAGCUCGGGAGAAGUACAUCUGUGUAGCAGAGAGGGGAUCUGUCAUGUACUUUGUGGUUGCUGACAUGGGAGAGGUUGACCCCAUGUACCAGUUUUCACUGAAAUAUUUCAAGCAGCUAUUUAAUGCCACAAUACAAAACAGUGAGAAGAGCGAGGACUUGCCUAGAAGACUCCAGAUCUGUCUGGACGAGACAACCAUGUGCAUCUACAGAAAUGUGGCCAGAGCCUUAUUUGAAAGACACAAACUGAUAUUUUCAUUUCUUUUGUGUGCUGAGAUCAUGAAAACUGCUGGCACCAUCACUUUACCAGAAUGGAACUUCUUUUUAAGAGGCCCCACUGGAGAUUUGGACAAGCAAAACACACCCAAACCACCCAGAUCAGACUUUGUUUCUCUCAAUGUCUGGAAGCUGGCUUGUGAACUCAGUGACAAUUUUGAAUGUUUUCGUGGAAUUAACCACGACCUGACAAAGACACCAGUGUGGAUUCGGUUGGGAGAAACAUUUGAG
Candidula unifasciata is the source of this 570-nucleotide messenger RNA. The record is from the annotation of a GenBank genome assembly. NCBI's taxonomy places the organism in Eukaryota, Metazoa, Mollusca, Gastropoda, Stylommatophora, Geomitridae.